AUGAACCGCAAACCAAUUCGUAUUGUAUCAACUGCCGCUAGUGGUGCAGUUGAUGAAGCUAUAUUCGAAGAUGCAUUCAAUUCAUCUCAUGCUAUACCAUUUUCAUCGGGUAAAGAAAUUGAAAAUCAAUUAUUAAGCAUUCGAGAUAUAUUAGCUGAUACAAAUAAUGAUUGGGAAAAACGUGUUGAAGCUCUUAAACGAUUACGUUCAAUAAUAGCUAGUAAUGGUGAUCAAUAUGAAGAAUUUUUUCGUAAUCUUCGUCAACUUGAUUUACCAUUAAUAGCAACUGUUAAAGAUUUACGUUCACAAAUUGUUCGUGAAGCUUGUAUUACAUUAGCAUAUAUGUCAAUACGUUUAACAAAUCGUUUUGAACGUACAGCUGAAGGUAUUAUACCAGCUAUGCUUAGUUUAAUACAAAAUAGUGCUAAAAUUAUUUCAACAAGUGGUGCUGUUGCUUUGCGUUUUAUUGUUAGUAAUACACAAUCAAGUAAAUUAACUUCACUUAUAUUAGCUGGAAUUGAAUCAAAAUCUAAAGAGAUUCGAAGACAUACAUAUGAAUUAUUAGUUACUAUGCUUUCACAAUGGGAUUUUGUUUAUUUGGAAAAACAUGGACAAUUAAUACAUAAUGUAAUAAAAAAAGGUUUAUCUGAUGCUGAUCCUGAUGCAAGAUCACAUUCAAGAAAAGCAUUUGGAUUUUUUCGUGAUCAUUUUCCUUCGUUAGCUGAUGCUUUACUUGCUUCACUUGAUGCAUCAAAAAAGAAAACAUUAUUGGUUAGUUAA
Rotaria sp. Silwood2 is the source of this 780-nucleotide messenger RNA. The record is from the annotation of a GenBank genome assembly. NCBI's taxonomy places the organism in Eukaryota, Metazoa, Rotifera, Eurotatoria, Philodinida, Philodinidae.